UCUUGAGAAGGAAAACAGGCACGAAGGCACGUCACAGGUUGUAACACGAAGCGCAUUCCCUGUGUUGUAAAGUUUUCAACUUCCAAAUGACAGCCCAUGUUGGACAGAGUUAACAUAAGUUAGUGGUUGAACGUUCCAAAGUGUCAAAUGUAAUUGGUUAAUGUAAGUAAAACUGAAUAAAAACAAGACUUGGGGAGAAAAAAACGUGCACACGUUCCUUACGCUGUCUAAGUCAAACAAUGUGAAAUUAAGCGUUUGAAAGUUAUAGAGUGAAAGAUUAAAUAAUUAAAUAUUAGGUAGUACCAAACUAAAACAAAUCAUAUAAAAGUCAAUUGAAUUUCCUCUCGAGAAUUACUAGAACAAACGUUGCGUAUUGUGGAGACUGGAGAUCGGCGUCCAAGAGGAAAUUGCAUUUGCAACUACGCCGAUCAAAUUAUCCCGGAAUUUGUCGCACUUGUCGACAUUUCGCUUUGCUUGUCGCUAUGCCAACAUUCGUUUUACGUUGAAGGAAAGUUGGCUGAAGGAAACCACCAUAUUCUGCAGGUUGCUGGUAAGAAGAGCCUCUUACAAAGUACCAGCCUGAGGAUUUGUGUUGCUGUUACAUUGUGAAGAGGGUUGUAGGCUGCUAGCCUACAGGAACUAGGUGAAAAAAUGGCCCAAAGGAAAGCUCACAUUAUUGAUGAUAGGGAAAGAACUGUUGAUAUUCAGACUGAGGAAAAUGUUGACUUCAGAAGCAUGUAUUUAUCAGAGCAUGUACUCAAUGGAUUAAAAGCCACAGGCUUUGAAAGGCCAAGUCCCAUUCAGUUAGCGGCAAUUCCACUGGGGAGAUGCGGUCUUGAUAUGGUAGUGCAAGCCAAAAGUGGUACUGGUAAAACGUGUGUGUUCGCUGUUGUUGCGCUCGAAAUGAUUAGUGUUUCAGCCUCGACAACCCAGGUGUUAAUUUUAACCCCCACUCGAGAAAUAGCUGUUCAGGUUACUCAAGUCAUCAGUGCAAUUGGAUGUAAAAUACAGGGACUACGAGUUUCUACUUUCAUUGGAGGACUGCAUUUAAGUUUGGAUAAAGCCAAGCUCAAGUGCUGUCAUAUAGCUGUGGGGACGCCUGGUCGCAUUACACAGCUGAUUGAGAUGAGACUUCUUCGCUUGGAUAAUGUGAGACUUUUCGUUUUGGAUGAGGCUGAUCAACUUUUGACAGGACAGUUUGCCGAUGGAAUUGCUCAAAUAGCAUCAGGCUUGCCUUUAAAUAAACAGGUUCUAGCACUCAGUGCUACAUAUACUGAAGAUGUUGCUAAAGUAGCAGAAGGUCUGAUGAGAACUCCAAAUCAUGUCCGACUGGGAAAGGAGUCCCCUGCUCUUAUUGGUAUAGGUCAGUUUGUGAAAUUACUUCCUUACCAUCAUCAGCCACAUCGUAGACAACAAAUCAAGUUAGAGGAACUUAUGAAUAUAUUAUGUACAGUGACUUUUAACCAGUGCCUUGUAUUUUCAAACUCCCAGUUGCGGGCUGAAUCUGUGUGCAAUCAGUUACGAUCAGCGGGUUGGCCGGCAGCCUUUUUGACUGGUGGUCAAGCACAGCAAGAUCGUUUGGUUGCUCUUGAUGCUUUGUGUUCCUAUAAAUGUCGUGUUCUGGUAUCAACUGAUCUCUCUGCUCGUGGUUUAGAUUCAGAGCAUGUCAACCUUGUGAUUAAUCUCGACCUGCCAAAGAAUCAUGCCACUUAUCUCCACAGAAUUGGCCGUGCUGGGCGAUUUGGUUCUCGAGGAAAUGCUGUUACACUUGUAACUGAAGGAGAGGAAUGGCAAGUUGUUCGAGCCAUUGCAACCUUGGCUAAUGUUCAGAUUGCUUUGCUCCAUGGUGACUUGACUGCAGAUAUUACCAGCAAAGAGGAAGAGAACCAUGAGUUUGUGGAGUUUUUGUCAGGUGAUGAAUUUGAAGAUUAUUUAAAUGUUGCAGAUACACAGGAAAAUAAUUUAUGCAAGAAAGGAAAGUCUAAAAAUGUCAAAAGCAACAUUCCAAAUGGUAAUAAGCAGUCAGGUAAUAGUUGUACAAGUGAAGAGUAUGUAGAAAGCUUUGCUCAUGGUAAGAAUAAACAAGGCAAAGGUAAUAAAAAAGAUCAUUUGAAUGUGAAAAAGUCUUCAAGAAAGUCCUUGCAGAAAGAGAGGAAACUGGAGUCAGAUAAAAAGGCCGAAGAGAAGGAAGAAGCUCAGCGUAAAUCUUUAGCUAGUGUCAUUAGUAUACUGAAGAGAUUAAAUUUAGAACAUGCUUUUUUGCCAGUGUCUUUCAGUGAAAUAAUGACUGACAUUGCCAGUAAAUAUGACAGUAUAUCUGCAGAUGAUAAUCCUUUAGUUAAUGUACCAUCCUUGCCAGAUGCAGUUGAAAUGUCAGAGAAAGACAAAAAGGACCUCCUGUCUCAUUGGAAAUGUUUAGAAGACAGUCUCCAGAAAGUCAUCCUUAACUCAAAUGAUUCAUGGAAAGAUUUCAUGUUCUCUGUCGAGAAUGGUCUUCACAGUAGGAUAAAUGGUGAAACAAACCCAAUUGAGGGAAUAGACAUAGGAGAAACCGUAAAUAUUAAAUUACAAAAUGGAAGCGAAGCAGCAUCAUCCUCUGGCUCGGAUAAAUAUUCAAGCUCAGAAGAAAACCAAUUUGUCCCUUCCAAGCACCAAUUUAAGGAGUCUUUAGGCAGUCAGAAGAAGAGUUCAGUAAUCAAGCAAGGAACACAAGCAGAGAUGAAAGCUCACAAAAAGACUAGUAGAGUAAAUAAGAAUGAAAGUGUGGGUAGCAAUUAUCCUUAUUAUCCUGGAUAUGACCCAUGGUCAUAUGGUGCAUAUGCUGAUGAGGAAGACAUUGAAAGUUACAGCAGUAGUGAUAGUAGUCAAGUUGACAAUAACUGGUUCUCUGUGGGUGACAUGAAAAAUGUAUCUGAUCCUAUUUAUGCAAAUGCCUCCUUUGAAAACUACAUGAGAUAUAACUUCAUUAUGUAUCAGAAAUAUCUGGAUAAUGUCGAAAAGUUCUCAGCUAUGAUGGAUUAUGUUCAGACCAUGGGAAAAAUUAGUGCUAGGAUUGCUAGGGACUAUCAUUUUGGUUCCUAGAAUUGUUUUGCUAUGUAGAAAUUCACUUAUAUAUUUAUACUUUUUUUUACUUUGGAAAUAAAGUUUACUCAUGA
This is a messenger RNA of Macrobrachium nipponense, 3155 nucleotides long. RefSeq names its product probable ATP-dependent RNA helicase DDX20. The record is from RefSeq and is a predicted model, not a curated record. The coding region runs from base 652 to 3081 and encodes 809 amino acids. Lineage: Eukaryota; Metazoa; Arthropoda; Malacostraca; Decapoda; Palaemonidae. The transcript is spliced from 3 exons. Gene Ontology annotation, molecular function: RNA binding; ATP binding; RNA helicase activity. Gene Ontology annotation, biological process: spliceosomal snRNP assembly. Gene Ontology annotation, cellular component: SMN complex.